Messenger RNA from Amphiprion ocellaris (clown anemonefish), 1387 nucleotides. RefSeq names its product gastrula zinc finger protein XlCGF8.2DB-like. NCBI's taxonomy places the organism in Eukaryota, Metazoa, Chordata, Actinopteri, Pomacentridae. Bases 298 to 1320 code for a protein of 340 amino acids. The record is from RefSeq and is a predicted model, not a curated record. Gene Ontology annotation, molecular function: DNA-binding transcription factor activity; RNA polymerase II cis-regulatory region sequence-specific DNA binding. Gene Ontology annotation, biological process: regulation of transcription by RNA polymerase II. The transcript is spliced from 2 exons.
UUGAAUCAUGGCGGCUCAGAGCAGCAGAAGGAGCGGCAGCUUUGUAAACAGAGACCUGCCGCCUCCUCUCAGUGAGUCCGCUCGGAGCUCAGCGACUCCUCGGUUCUGACUGAGUCCUCGGAGCUUCUGUGUGUCUGAAUAACGGCGCUGAACGGACCGGAUGUUACCGCUGACCGGCAGCUACCGACUUUAGUUUAGCAUGCUAGCCGGCAGCAGCGCACCGGGGACGGAGCUGAGCGGGGCAGCGACAGUUUGACGGACAGCAGGCGGUGUAGAGACGCAGCAAGUGGAGGAAAAAUGUCCAGGAUCCAGGCGCUGACAGCGGCGGGAGAACCGGCUGGUGGUCCAACCGGAGGGUGGCCGUAUUCUCAACUUUACGAAGUCCAGCAGAUGUUGGUGAGGAAAGAAGACCAGGACCAGGAGGACCCAGAGCCUCCUCACAUUAAGGAGGAACAGAAGGAACUGUGGAGCAGCCAGGACGAUGAUAUCACCACGUUCAUCUUCAGUCCCGUCCUUGUGAAGACUGAGGAUGAUGAAGAGAAAGCUCAGUCAUCACAGCUUCAUCACAGCCACACUGAGGAAAACAGAGACUCUGUGGAAGAACCAGAACCAGAUUUACAACAUGAAGAGAGAACAUCAGACUCGUCAGAGACGGAUGUCAGCGAUGAGUAUUGGACUGAAACCAGGCAGCCUGGCUUAAACUGUGUGAAACAUCACCAAGACUCUUUCACGUGCUCUGACUGCAGUAAAACGUUUGUCCACAAGACAAAUCUGAAACGACACAUCAAGUGCCACAGCGGAGAGAAACCGUUCAGCUGCUCGUUCUGCAGUAAAAGCUUCUCUCGUAGGGAACAUCUGAUCGCUCACAUGAGAUGUCACUCAGGAGAGAAACCGUUCAGCUGCUCAGUUUGCAACAACAGCUUCAGCCACAGCUGGUCGCUGGACAAACACAUGAGAGUCCACAGUGGGGAGAAACCAUUCAGUUGCUCACUGUGCAGCAAGACUUUCAGGCAGCGCUCGGACUUAUCGGCACACUUCAGGAUUCACACGGGGGAGAGACCCUUCUCCUGUUCAGUUUGUAGUAACACUUUCACUCAGCGUCACACUUUGGUUCAGCACAUGAGGAUCCACACCGGCCUGAAGCCUUUCACCUGUUCAAUAUGUGACAAAAGAUUCUCACGAAAGGGACACAUGAUGAGACACAUGGCAGCUCACAGCGAGGAGAAACCAUUCAGCUGCAGCAUUUGUGAGCAGAGAUUCACGUGGCAGUCGCAGUUUAAAAGACAUGAGUGUGGUUCAGAGAGCAGCAACCCGAAGUGAAGCUGCAGCAGAAACUUUUUCCUGCAAACCUCUGAGAGCAUGUACAAUAAAUUUUCCAGAGAAACAA